ACAAUCUGAGUUACAUUUCCUCCUCGGGACAUUAAUCACGAACGGACCAGUCGGUGACAGCAUAACAGGCACUUGCCCUUAAACUCGCAUACAGUGAAAAUAACCUUAUAUUUAAAUUAAAUAACUAUUGUUGAAUCCAUAAGGAAAUAUAAGCGUCACCAUGUCUCUUGCGGCAGAGGCCUUCGUGUCGCAGAUGGCAGCUGCUGAGCCGUGGCCUGAAUCGGCCACCUUGUACCAACCACUGAAGGAGGAUCAGAUUCUGCUGUCAGACUGCGCUUCAUCUCUUGCUGUUCAGGCGUACCUCAGGAUGUGCGGUCUACCUGUGCAGGUGGUUUGCAAAUCAAAUGCUGAAUACAUGUCUCCCUCCGGUAAGAUUCCCUUUAUCCACGUUGGGAACCAGGUGGUGUCCGAGCUGGGGCCGAUAGUGCAGUUCACGAAAGCUAAGGGUAAUUCUCUGAGCGAUGGAUUAGAUGAUGUUCAGAGAGCUGAAAUGAAAGCGUACAUGGAGCUCGUCAACAACAUGCUGCUAACUGCUGAGUUGUACAUCCAGUGGUGUGAUGACGCCACAGCUGCUGAGAUCUCCCGCCCCAGGUACAGCAGUCCUUACUCGUGGCCUCUCAGUAACGUCCUGGCCUAUCAGAAGCAGUGGGAGGUCCGCAGGAAGAUGAACGCCAUUGGCUGGGGAGGGAAAACCCUGGAGCAGGUGUAUGACGAUGUGACUCAGUGCUGCCAGGCUCUCUCCCAGAGGCUGGGAACACAACCGUACUUCUUCAAUAAACAGCCCACAGAGCUGGACGCCCUGGUGUUCGGUCACCUCUUCACCAUCCUGACCACCAGACUGACCAGCACAGAGCUGGCUGAGCGGAUUAAGAGCUGCAGUAACCUGCUCUCCUUCUGCAGACGCAUCGAGCAGACGUACUUCGAAGACAAGAGCUCCUGAAGGAACAUUGUGUCCCUGCUUCUUCUCCUCCUGAACAUUCAUUCCCUCCCUGUAGCACCGAGAAGCUAAAAACUGCUCUUCUUCACACACGUGUCCCUUUGUGAUUCAUGCUUUCAUUCUCCUUUUUGUGCCGUGCUUGUACAUUGUUGCACUCUGCUGAUAGCAUUCAUGUUUCCACUGCAUAUAGAUGGAUAUAUCUUAAAGUAAAUACGUUUAGGCUAUCUUAAAGCAACUUAAACUGACAUGUAAUAUCAUUCUUAUGGGUAUUACUGACACAUAUAUAUACAAAUAGAUGUUUUUGAGUUAAACAUAGGAUUCACAUUACUGCAAGAGGUAAGAAGUCGGGUUUAAUAAGAGGAUUUCCAACACUAGCUAAGCCCAUGCUCACACAUAGAAACGCUGACAUGUAUUAUAGAGCAUUGAUGAAAUAUCCUUAUAGUCUCAGAGAGGUUAAAUCCACAGCUGUGUGACAUGUUUAGAAGCUCGGAAGAAACACGAGGCAGUGUUGCUUUACUUCUGUACAAAAGGACAUAAUGAUGAAGACUUAUUUUUUUCGCACCGUUGUUUUCUUUGUGUGAAUUGAAAGUGCCUACAGAAUAAAAUACAUUACGAAUUUCA
Messenger RNA from Gymnodraco acuticeps, 1558 nucleotides. RefSeq names its product metaxin 2 (gene mtx2). Bases 161 to 940 code for a protein of 259 amino acids. Gene Ontology annotation, cellular component: SAM complex. Gene Ontology annotation, biological process: mitochondrion organization. NCBI's taxonomy places the organism in Eukaryota, Metazoa, Chordata, Actinopteri, Perciformes, Bathydraconidae. The transcript has 10 exons. The record is from RefSeq and is a predicted model, not a curated record.